This is a messenger RNA of Rotaria sp. Silwood2, 315 nucleotides long. Lineage: Eukaryota; Metazoa; Rotifera; Eurotatoria; Philodinida; Philodinidae. The record is from the annotation of a GenBank genome assembly.
AUGAUAUGUAAAAAGAGACAACAACAGCAGCCACAUGGAUAUCAUUUAAACAAUUUUUCAAAUGUUACUGUUCAUCAUCAAUCAAAGCAGAUUGAAUCAACAUUAAUUGAACAUACAGCUAUGAGUAAACUUCAAUUAUCACUUGACCUUGCCAAACGUAAAUAUAUCUAUAAAGAUAUAACUGUAUCAAAUACAACGAAUCCAAGUGAAAUAAAUCGACAACUAUUCCAAUGUACACUACAAUCGUCAUCAAUGUCGUGUUUUGAUCAAUGUGUAACAAAUGUUAGAUUUUAUAUUCUUUUGCGAGAUUAUUAA